This is a messenger RNA of Pseudocercospora fijiensis CIRAD86, 1506 nucleotides long. RefSeq lists its product as uncharacterized. Bases 1 to 1506 code for a protein of 501 amino acids. Gene Ontology annotation, biological process: transmembrane transport. Gene Ontology annotation, cellular component: membrane. The transcript has 9 exons. Gene Ontology annotation, molecular function: transmembrane transporter activity. The record is from RefSeq and is a predicted model, not a curated record. NCBI's taxonomy places the organism in Eukaryota, Fungi, Ascomycota, Dothideomycetes, Mycosphaerellales, Mycosphaerellaceae.
AUGCAGAUGUCGCUCGUUCGGAUGAUUCAAGCGGAGGCCAGCGGUAGAGUCACCCUUUCAGCGGACGAAGAGAAGGCAGUUCGGCGAAAAGUCGAUGCACGCAUUCUACCCAUCAUACUUGCAGCCUACUUCUUCCAGCAGCUGGACAAGUCAACACUAUCCUACACCUCCGUGUUCGGAAUCGUCCAAGAUGCACAUCUGGUCGGAAAACAAUAUUCCUGGCUUGGCUCGAUCCUGUAUUUGGCUCAGUUGGUCGCACAACCUAUUGCGGCCUUUGUACUGGUCAAGCUGCCGACUGGCAAAGUGAUCGCCUCAGCUGUGUUCUUAUGGGGCUCGACAUUGUGCAUCAUGUGCGCUUGCACAAACUUUCGGUCUCUACUCGCGCUUCGAUUCAUGCUUGGAUUGUUUGAAUCCUUGAUCGCACCCUCAUGUAUUGCUGUCACGCAGAUGUGGUGGCGUCGUAGCGAGCAGACUCAUCGAACAAUGUUCUGGACAAGUAUGAACGGCGUAACACUGAUUGUGGGCAGCCUCUUCACGUAUGGUCUAGGCCACAUCCACAGCAAAACACUCUUCCCAUAUCAGAUCAUAUUCCUCUUCUGCGGCCUGCUUACCGUAGUGUACUCCAUCAGCGUUUUCAUAUGGAUGCCAGACUCCCCAAUGACAGCGAAAUUCCUGACUGAACCCGAGAAGAUCGUCGCUGUGGAACGUUUGCGAUCAAACCAAAUGGGCAUUGUCACUCGAAAGUGGCGAUGGGAUCAUGUUUAUGAGGUCUUCUACGAUCUCAAGACAUACUGCUGGUUUUUCAUCAUCGCAGCAGUUUCUAUCCCAAGCGGCGGCAUGGGCACCUUCGGCUCCCUCAUCAUCAAGUCCUUCGGCUACAACAAAUUCCAAACAAUCCUCUUCAAUCUCCCCUUCGGCGCUGUGACAAUCAUCGUCACCCUAGGAGGCGGCUGGCUAGCCACGAAAUUCCGCUCGAAAGGUCUAGUCAUCGCACUCCUCUGCAUUCCAACAAUAGCCGGGAUAAUAGUAAUGCUCAAAAUCCCUCAUACUCCAGGAAACCGAGGGAUUCUGCUCUUUGGAUGGUACUUGACCUCUCUGUUCCCAGGCAUAACCCCACUCCUCUUCGCCUGGCAAGCCCAAAACACAGCCGGCGACACGAAAAGAAAAUGCACGACUGCCGUCCUCGUCGUCGGAAUGUGUACCGGCAAUGUCAUCGGUCCACAAAUGUACAGUACCUCCCAAGCACCCUUAUACCACAAAGGUCUCCUCUCAAGUCUGAGCAUGUUCAUCUUAGUCGCAGUUCUAGCAGGCUUAAUCUGCAUGUAUUUAAACCUUUUGAACGUCCAUCACGGUCGACGAAGAGAACAGUUGGGAAAGCCUCGGGAUUUGGUCGAUAGGUCCAUGCAGAAGGUUCGAGGAGAGGAGGUUCUGGAGGAAGUGGAGAAUGAUUUGGCUUUGCAUGAUACUACGGAUUUGAAGAAUGAGGAUUUCAUAUAUGUCUUGUAA